Messenger RNA from Punctularia strigosozonata HHB-11173 SS5, 792 nucleotides. RefSeq lists its product as uncharacterized. NCBI's taxonomy places the organism in Eukaryota, Fungi, Basidiomycota, Agaricomycetes, Corticiales, Punctulariaceae. Bases 172 to 450 code for a protein of 92 amino acids. The transcript has 3 exons. The record is from RefSeq and is a predicted model, not a curated record.
CGAGUACAGCAACCGAUUUCUAGGACAUCGUACGCUUAUCAGGAUCCCCGUCGUAGGAGACUCGGAGUCAAGGGACCUCGUCAACCGAUGCACACUCCUGGGCUGCUCGUUCCUCAAACUUCUCAGCGCUCACCGCGCUAGUGCUGGUCGAGAGGGACUUAAGGAAGGUCGAUGCUGGGUUCGUCGGUGCGGUUUUGGGGGGCAGUUAGCUGGGAAUUAGGCUGCAGGGGUGGAUUAGGAGCAGGAGGAGAGGAUUAUAGGCCAGGGCGCAGCAAUGAGCGAGAGGCAGGGGGAAAUGGAACGGGGUGCCCCCGUCGUCGAUCGCGGCCGAGGUUGCCAAGAUCACCUCCUCCCCGAGUAGACUUGUCUUCGACGCCACCGGGGACGCAGAGGUGCAGAAGCCGGGAAUCGACCUGGCGAAAUGUUCGUGGCGCUGAUUUGACCCAAUGAAGGCCUUCGCGCUGCCGCGACGGGAAAGCACAUCUCCCGCGUCUUCAGCAGCUACAGUAUCUCCGACGCAGAGGAGCUUGUCGGUAACUUGGUCGAGCGUCUGCCUGCUUGCCUUGCUGAUGGAUCUAUCAAAGUUCCAAACGGGAUCGCAUCCGUGUGCCUUCUGGUGGUUCGGCAGGUAUCCAAGGCGGCGUGGAGUUGCUACAGCAGGGAAAUGUUAGAGGAACGAAGCUGGUCUCACGGCCGCAAGAAAUUGCUUAGAUUACAAGACUAAUGUCAUUGUCGCGAAAUACGGUUGAUAUGAUUUACAUGCAUCGGGUCCAUAUACACAUUGCAUGUGGC